CCCUCAGUGUGCAUAAAUUUUGUGUGCAAAUGGAGGCUUCCACAGAUUUAUUCAUAAAUUUGAUUCAAAGUAACCGAAUCCUUUAUGAUAAAUCAUUAAAGGAAUUUAAGAAUAUACGGAAGAAGGAAGAGGUAUGGAAACGUUUGGCUGACGAAAGCAGAAUGACCGGUAAUUUUAACGAAUCGAAACAACUCACAUAAAUUUAUAAAUCUUGAAAUUGCUAGUGGAUGGUGCAAAGAAAAAGUACGCUUCGUUACGCCAGAAAUAUUGCCGCGAGAAACGGAACAUUGAAGUGAAAAGACGUAUGAAAUGUGGAACUCAAAGAUACUGGGUAUAUUUCGAGCGGCUCCGUUUCCUUGAUUCAUUCAUACAGCCGAGAUCGACGUUUACAAACGAUACAUCGUUUGACGAGGACAAAGGUACAUCGAAUAACAGUGACCUGGAAACUGAUCUUGUCGACGAGAGCGAAUCUAAUAUUGAGAUCCAGUUGGAGGACGGAAUCGAAAUCGAUGAAUUAGAGUUGCAAGAUGGGGGUUACGAGAAAAAUGGCAAUGAUGAGCAUUUGGAUGAAAAUAUGGACAAAAGUGGUCAACACACGUCAGUUAAACGGGUUAUAUCGAAAUAUACCGGUGAAGUGUCAACCUUUACUUAUGUGUCUACACCUAGUAUUGACGUACGCGUUGACCAACAACACGAUUCCGCCGUCGAAGCUGUAGACAACGAGAUCCCACAAGAACAAAUCGAUGAACCCGUUGACGGUUAUAUGUCACCUUAUUCGAAUGCAACAUCAACAAAGGUCAAUGUACCAUCGCGUCAGUCCAUUCCAACAACAGCAAAGGGAACCUCGGCCCGUAUUAACCCAAUGCGAAGUGAAAUAAAUGAACUAUCACCCACAAUCGAAGAUUCAUUUGAUAUGGACGACUAUGUUUCACCACAUCCUGGCACAAGCGCCUCACAAAAAAUAAUACCACCGUCAUGUCGAAAACUUACUCCAGCAGCCAAUCAACUGGUUCCAAAUGCUUCAAAACCAAAAAACAUACUUUCCACGUUACCUCCGUCAAAAAAAUACAAAUCCAAUGCAAAUCGAUCUGCUGUCAAUCAAUCCAACGAAACAUCUUCUAACGCUAAUACAGUACCAAUUGUAGCUCCGACAAAUCCAGCCACAACAGCCUCAAAAGAUCAGCGCAUCGAAGCAAUUAGACAGCAAAUGGAGUCCUGUUUGACCGCUAUAACGAAUAAAGUCACUGAAAAAUCGGAGCGAUCUCCAUACGCUCCGUUCCUAGCGUACCUGGGAACGAAAUUGUCAUUGGUCUCCCAGGACAUUCUUCCAAAUUUGGAGCGGGAGAUCUUGGAGUUAGUAAAUCAGCAUUCGAUUUGAAAAUUACAUUAAGAUUUUGUAUCUGUGUUAUUUUUUUAAACUAGCCGCGAGUGUUUGAGUGACGCGUCCUAACAUUUUCUGACAUUGAUCAGUCGUAUUUUUCUCCAUGUAUGAUUUUGCAUUUUAACUUACUAUUUAACUGUUAUCUUUUGAAAUAAACCGAUGACAAAGCCGAUAAAAAUGAGUUCUACUACUUCGUUUUGACUCUCAUCAUUAUUCCAUCCUUUUAUUCGAGGUAUGUUCAACUCAACCAGAGUCAAGUAU
Bradysia coprophila is the source of this 1642-nucleotide messenger RNA. RefSeq lists its product as uncharacterized. NCBI's taxonomy places the organism in Eukaryota, Metazoa, Arthropoda, Insecta, Diptera, Sciaridae. The record is from RefSeq and is a predicted model, not a curated record.